AGGACAAGAGGGUCACAGCUUCGAGACUCAAAGCCCUCUGGGGAGACAACGAUCGCCCACUUCAUCGAGUCUUCUUCACAUCCUCUUCUCUGCCUGCGAUGUUCUUCCUCAAGAAGCUCGAGCAUCCUAUUCCCCUCCAUCCCUCCUACUUUGGUCCCUCCCUCGCAGACUUCAUCGAGCAGAAGCUGCGAGAUGAUGUAGAGGGAACUUGUUCAGGAGAAAAUGGAUACAUUGUCAAGGUCCUCAGGAUCGACAGUAUUGGUGAUGGAGUCGUGUUGCCAGGAGAAGGUCUGGCGCAAUUCAACAGUGUAUACCAGGCCUUGGUUCUGAGACCGUUCAAGGGACAGGUGGUCGACGCGAUUGUAUCGAACGUCAACAAGCUCGGAUUCUUUGCCCAAAUGGGCCCACUUCAGAUCUUCACAUCAGCGCAUCUGCUACCGGUAGCAUACCGCUUCACCCCUGAUGCUAAUCCGGCAGAGUUCUCGCCAGUGGGAGAAGGUGCUCAAGGAACUAGCGUGGUCAAGGGCAGGAAGGUCAGGCUAAGGAUCAUCGGUGUCAGACUUGAUGCAACUGAGAUAUUUGCGAUUGGGACCAUGAAGGAAGACUUCCUCGGACCUUUCGAUUGAUCCACUCGUCUUCGGCAGGUACGGUGGACGUUAUGCAUGACAGCCUAGCGGAGGCUAUGUCAGUCAACUUUCGCUAGACCAAUCAAAAGGUGGACAGGAUGUCGGGUGGUCACCAGACGUGACCCCCUGCGCAUGUUCACACCCCACAAAGAGGCGCCUCAGAGAUACAGUUCAGAGCGAUGCCAUUUGUA
This is a messenger RNA of Microstroma glucosiphilum, 817 nucleotides long. RefSeq lists its product as hypothetical. NCBI's taxonomy places the organism in Eukaryota, Fungi, Basidiomycota, Exobasidiomycetes, Microstromatales, Microstromataceae. The coding region runs from base 99 to 626 and encodes 175 amino acids. Gene Ontology annotation, biological process: positive regulation of translational initiation; positive regulation of nuclear-transcribed mRNA poly(A) tail shortening; transcription initiation at RNA polymerase II promoter. The transcript has 4 exons. Gene Ontology annotation, cellular component: RNA polymerase II, core complex; P-body. The record is from RefSeq and is a predicted model, not a curated record. Gene Ontology annotation, molecular function: single-stranded RNA binding; single-stranded DNA binding; translation initiation factor binding.